This is a messenger RNA of Aphis gossypii (cotton aphid), 456 nucleotides long. RefSeq lists its product as uncharacterized. The transcript has 2 exons. The record is from RefSeq and is a predicted model, not a curated record. Bases 1 to 456 code for a protein of 151 amino acids. Lineage: Eukaryota; Metazoa; Arthropoda; Insecta; Hemiptera; Aphididae.
AUGAGCCAAUUCAAAUUUGUUAAUUCAAAUCGUGGAAAAGCUGGCAUCAUUUUCCAAAAUUAUUUUUAUCCGGAGCGAAAAACAUUAAAAAGUUGUGAAGUUAUAUUUAUGUGUCCGAAAAAAAACUGUCAUGCCUCAAUAAAAAUUGACGAAAAUCGAAGAACGGUGUUAGAAAUACGUGGAGAACAUACGUAUCUCAAAUUAACGAAAUCGGAGAUAGAAAAACACGAAAUUAAAAACACUAUAAAAAGAAAAGCUACAGAAAAAAUAUCAAUGAGACCUAAGAAAAUUAUAAGGAAAGCAAUAUCUAACGCUGAUCAUUUAAUAAUCAAUGAUAUUUUCAAUUAUAGACAAAUUAUUUAUAGAAAACGUAGGGAAGUUUUACCGAAAUCCUAUGAUGAAGCUAUUUCACAAUUAAUGUCUUCCCAAGAAACACUUGUAACUUUCAAAAAAUAA